Clonostachys solani is the source of this 1898-nucleotide messenger RNA. NCBI's taxonomy places the organism in Eukaryota, Fungi, Ascomycota, Sordariomycetes, Hypocreales, Bionectriaceae. The record is from the annotation of a GenBank genome assembly.
AUGGGGGCAAUUUUCUCAAAGAUAUGGUCUGUCAUUUCGAGGUGCGUAGCGAGAACCACUUUCGCAUAUCCCGAUGCUCUCGGCCGAGACAGUAUCCGACUCGUCCAUUUCAUCAAGCCAAAGUGGUACUCCUUUGGUCUCCAGAGUCCCAGACUCGUGCUCUCAGCUUAUCCCAUACACGAUUUGCCCAAGUUUGUUGCUCUUUCCUACACCUGGGGCCAUCCCCAUAAUCAGAAUCCCGGUGUGAUCAAGGCAUAUCAGCAACACUUCCCCAUCUACGUCAAUAACCAACAAUUCCUCGUCCUCAAAAAUUUGAAGGAGGCCCUGUCUAGUCUGCUAUGGUUUUGGGACUUCAAUGAUGAUGUUCAGCAUUUAUGGAUUGAUGCUAUUUGUAUCAACCAAGACGACAUCGCUGAACGAGCGGCUCAGGUGAGUAUUAUGGACCAAAUAUUCAUGCGAGCGCAAACCACGGCAGUUUGGCUUGGGCAGUCCAACCCGGGGAGAUGGGAAACCCUUAGAUUCUUCGACAAGAUGCUGAAGGUGCCAGCAGCAGAUUUGAUGCCUUAUUAUAAAAACUUCCCCAACGGUCCUCCUCCGCCACCCGAGUUCUGGGAACGUCAUGGCCUGCCAAGAAUUGACGAUGCCAAGGCAUGGAGGCCAUUGACGCAGUUCUUUGAGCACCGUUGGUUCAACAGAGUCUGGAUCAUACAAGAAGUCACCCUAUCUACGAAACAAGUUGCCUUGUUUUGGGGACAUCAUGCCUUACCAUGGGUGGACCUUGGGCAUAUUUCUUUCGUUGGCCAGGUCGCCAAGGUUGGCAAACUUAACUCCAUAAUAGCUGCGGGACAUUGUGACCCUCUCGAUCAAGAAGCGAAUCUGAAAAGAGAUUGGGCUGUUUCUGACCCUUUGACGAAUGCCUUUCAAUUAUAUCACAGCCGACAAAGAUAUUUAGACAGAUCUCAAGGGACUGCCGACGAUACGCUGCUUGAUGAGAUGAAAUCUCUUACUGGGGCUAAAGUCCCAAGUGCCUCAUCCUGGCUGAUGUAUUUCUGCAUGGUCAAUCGAUGGACAGAUGCUUCAGAUCCGAGAGACAAAAUAUUUGGCCAACUUGGACUUGUGAAUCAUAUUGUCGAGCAAGAUGGUCUUGAACCAAACAAGAUUCAAGCCGAGUACUCAUCGCAUGUCACCCCGCAUCAGGUGUACCAGCGACUCAUGAGUCAAGUCACGGAAGAGACAGAUAGCCUGGCCGUGUUGAUGGCUCUGAAUGACCCUCCGCAAGACGGCGACCAUCAUCUCCCGUCUUGGGUUCCGGACUUUUCAAGACGGCGCGGUCUCGAUCUUAUGGCAUUGAUUCGACCGCAAUUUGAUGUUUGCAAGUCGAUUUCAAAACUGAAUAAAACCGGAAGGAGAAGAAUCAAGAUUUCUGGUUCGACCAUGCACGCUGAAUCGAUCAAGAUUGGGCAUGUAAAAACUCUCAGCGCCUCACUUGCCGACCUGAUUGGGCCGCGAUGGCAUAGUUGGCCUCAAGACCUUUUAUUUCUGGACCCGAUCUACUCAUGGACUGGGGAAUCCCGCGUUGAAGCCUUUUGGAGAACUCUUUUGAUGAACUCCGUGGGCCGGAACUACCCAGCUCGGUGGCCUGAUUCACAAAACGGCGACAUGUUUCGCGCCUAUAUUUUACAGAACAUGGCGCAGCAUUUUCCCGGAAGUGGCGAUGCGCUCGACAGGUAUCUUCCAGACCUUCAGGGGAUCAACGAGCUUGCCAAGUCUGAUUCCUCAGGACAUUUGCCUUCGUUCACAGGUUUAGAAAGUCUAACGACACAAAUUCUGAACAUAAACUUGAACCAUCCGGAGGCAUUUACAGAAGAGUUGAUGGCAACCAAGUUGGCCGAGUGUAG